Strongyloides ratti is the source of this 1935-nucleotide messenger RNA. RefSeq names its product G protein-coupled receptor, rhodopsin-like family and GPCR, rhodopsin-like, 7TM domain-containing protein. Bases 1 to 1935 code for a protein of 644 amino acids. NCBI's taxonomy places the organism in Eukaryota, Metazoa, Nematoda, Chromadorea, Rhabditida, Strongyloididae. Gene Ontology annotation, molecular function: G protein-coupled receptor activity. Gene Ontology annotation, cellular component: membrane. Gene Ontology annotation, biological process: G protein-coupled receptor signaling pathway. The record is from RefSeq and is a predicted model, not a curated record. The transcript has 4 exons.
AUGUCAAUUAAUUCCAAUAUAUCUACAAUAGAUAAGUUUAAUGGUACUGUACUUGAUAUUGAUUCUGAAAAAAAUGAUUUAAUAUCGUUUGAUUAUAUUGAAAAUAUUACUAGUACAAUGGAUUGGUGUUUUAAUAUUAUUGCUUACUAUGAAACAUCUGAUUCAAAUGCUUCUGAUGUAAUUGAUGUAUUAAAUUCAUUAUAUACAUAUUCAUCAUUUUCAUUUUGGAUUAAUGGAGUUGCAACAUCUGUCCUAACAAUAUUUGGUUUAAUAGGAAAUAUUUUUCUUUUUCAUCAGAUACGUUCAAAAAAUUGUUUUUCCUCCAGAUUAUCAGGGCACUUAAUAAUGUUAUGUAUCUGGGAUAUAGCUUUACUAUUAUGUUGUGAAGUAACUUAUGGUGUAUCAAGUUUAUAUUAUGGAAUGACACCUUUUUAUGGUAUAAUAGCAUAUAUCUUAUAUUUUUUUACACCAACAGCAAGUUUUUGUAUAACUGGUUCAAUUUGGCAAGUAUUAGUUGUUACAACAGAAAGAUAUAUUGCUGUUUCAAGACCAUUAGAAAGAAGAACACAAAAAUUUUAUUUUCCACUUAAACUUUUAUGUUUUAUUAUUAUACUUGGUUCUGUUGUUUUAAAUUUUACAACAGCACCAUUUGAAAAAUCAUUAAAAGAAUGUUAUGAAUUUACUUCUCAUGGUUUUGCUUUUAAUACUCAAAUUGUUCCAAGUGAUAUUGAAAGAAAUAGACUUUAUGCUAUUUUAGUUCAUCUUAUACCAGAUAUCUUCUUUAGAGCCCCUCUACCAAUAAUUGCUAUUGCUGUUUUAACGAUAAAAACUUUACAUUUAUGCAAAAAAAGACGAGUUGGCCAACAAAUAAUUAAUAAAAAGACAAAAAAGAAUGUCCCAUUUAUGUUAACUAUUUUAAAUGUAAAAUUUGUUUGUUGUAAUACAUUUUAUAUGUUUAAUACUAUACUUAUGGAAGUUCUUGGUUUUGGUUCAAAAACUGGUUCAUCAUCAAGUGAUGAUCAAGUUGAUAUAAAACAAUAUACAACUUCAUUAUAUUUAACAGAUUUAUCUAAUUUUCUUCUUGCAUUACAUGGUGCAACAAAUUGGCUUAUAUUUUAUAAUUGGCCAACAUUUAUAAAUAAUUUAAAAAAACAUUCAAAAGAUAGAAAAACUACUCAUACAAUAUCAUCAACAUCAUUAAAAGAAUCAUUAAUUAAUAAAGAAAUAUUAGAUGAAAUAAUUCAGGAAUGGAAUAAUAAAGGAUUAAAUGUUAGUAUUGAACUUGUCAAAAAAUUUUUAAAUGAAAAACCAAAAUUAUUAAAUAAUUCAAUUGAAUAUGAAAAUAUUAAUCAAAUUGGAGAAAAAGUAUAUAAUAUAAUAGAUAAAUUUUUAGAAAUUCUCUCCUCAGAUGAGGGAACAUUAGAAGAUUUGGCUAAGUAUUGCAAAUAUAUAGGCUCAACAUAUUAUAAAAUAAAUUAUUACACAAAUGCAGAUAUUUUAAAAACAAUGAGAAAUUAUUUAUGUGAGGUAUUAUUAUCAAAUCCUGAAAAUACCAUACCUGAAAUACAUAAUACAAUAAAUUUAAAAAAAAAAAAUAAAUUAUUAAAUGACUUACCACAAUCAAAUUUUUUAUUAGAAAAAUAUUGUCAUAAAUUAUUUAAUUUUGCUAUAAGAGAAAUGAAAAGUGGUGCUAUAUGUGCUGCUGUGGAGGCUCAAAGAAUUCCAGUAAAAAAUUGUUGUACAGAUAGACCAUUAUUACAGUAUGAAUUUAAUAAUAAUGAAAAAAUUAUAUAUAUCAAUGAUAAAAGAAAUAUUAAUACAUUCAAUGAAUUUAUUAAUAAAAACAAAGAAUAUAAUGAUGUCAAAUUUUCAUUUUUUCAACCAUUAAGAAAUAUUUUUUCAUUAUUUAAAAAAAGAACAAUAUAUAAAAAAUAA